UAGCCCCGCCCUUAUUGUGAUUACGCACACUGACGAGGGUACGUUCUACGUUCGACGCUAUUCUCGAAAGUUAAUACAUAGAUUUUCAUAACGGUAGUGCUGUGCUUGUUAAUGGAGCCUACUCCUGACAUUUCUUGAAUAAACCCACGUUUUUGGAAGAGUUCACGUGCUCCAUUUUUUGUCAGGCAGAGAAUUUGCAGGAGACGACAGCAUCUGAGAACACGGGUUUACAAGACUACGAGAUGCCUGCUCAGAUUAUAAGUGGGAAAGAGGUUUCAUCACAGGUGAGAGAGCGUCUGAAGAAGGAAGUGGAGCACAUGACGCUUCAGGACCCCGAAUUCAGACCUGGUCUAGUGGUUUUACAGGUUGGAGACCGUGAGGAUUCAAAUCUCUACAUCAGCAUGAAGUUGAAGGCAGCAGCAGAGAUUGGAAUAAAUGCCACACAUUUGAGACUUCCCAAGACGGCAACAGAAGAGGAGGUUCUUCACGCUAUCAAUGAGGUGAAUGAGAACUCAUCUGUUCACGGCCUCAUUGUGCAGCUGCCCUUAGACUCAAUCCACAGGAUCGACACAGAGAGGGUCACCAACGCUGUGGCCUCAGCGAAGGAUGUAGAUGGACUAACUAGCAUAAAUGCAGGGAAGUUGGCUCGUGGAGACCUGAGUGACUGCUUCAUUCCCUGCACGCCAAAUGGCUGCAUGGAGUUGAUCAGACAGACAGGUGUGUCUAUAGCAGGAAAGAAAGCAGUAGUGAUUGGUCGCAGUAAGAUUGUGGGCGCACCCAUGCAUGACCUGCUGCUGUGGAGCCACGCCACUGUUACCACCUGCCAUUCUAAAACCACUGAUCUUGCUGGAGAGGUGGGAAAGGCAGACAUCUUGGUUGUUGGCAUUGGGAAAGCAGAGAUGGUGAAAGGAGAGUGGAUCAAGAAUGGAGCGGUGGUCAUCGACUGUGGCAUCAACCACAUCCCAGAUGAGACGAAAGCCAGUGGAAAGCGGGUGGUGGGUGACGUCCACUACAACUCUGCCAAGGAGCAGGCUGGCUUCAUCACCCCUGUGCCUGGUGGUGUGGGACCUAUGACUGUGGCCAUGCUGAUGGCGAAUACAGUACUAAGUGCAAAGCGCUUCCUGGAGGGACAUCAGCCGGGGAAGUGGAACAUUUCUUACAACAAACUGAAUCUCCAGAUGCCUGUGCCAAGUGACAUCGUGAUUUCCCGCUCCUGUGUGCCCAAGCCCAUCGACUGUCUAAGCAGAGAGGUGGGCAUGCUCUCUGAUGAAGUGGAGCUCUAUGGCAAGACUAAGGCCAAGGUGCAGCUGCAUAUCAUCAAACGCCUGCAGAGCCAGCCGGACGGCAGAUAUGUGGUGGUCACUGGCAUUACACCCACCCCUCUGGGUGAAGGAAAGAGCACCACUACUAUUGGCCUAGUCCAGGCCCUGGGAGCCCACAUGAAGCUCAAUGUGUUCGCCUGUGUCCGGCAGCCGUCUCAGGGACCCACAUUUGGCAUUAAAGGUGGCGCUGCAGGAGGUGGAUAUUCUCAAGUCAUUCCAAUGGAAGAGUUCAACCUUCAUCUCACUGGUGACAUUCACGCCAUCACAGCUGCCAACAACUUGGUGGCUGCUGCAAUUGAUGCCCGCAUAUUCCACGAGGCUACACAGUCUGACAAGGCUCUGUAUAAUCGUUUGGUUCCACUUUGUGGAGGAGAGAGGAAGUUCUCUCCCAUCCAGAUUAACAGACUAAAAAAACUUGGCAUAGAGAAGACUGAUCCCUCUGCUCUGACUGAAGAAGAGAUCACCCAAUUUGCCCGCCUAGACAUUGACCCAAGCUCUGUCACCUGGCAGAGAGUGUUGGAUACCAAUGAUCGAUUCCUAAGGAAGAUUACUAUCGGCCAAUCACCAACAGAAAAAGGAUACACAAGAGAGGCCCAGUUCGACAUUACGGUGGCCAGUGAAAUUAUGGCAGUUCUCGCCCUCACCAGCAGCCUGGAGGACAUGCGACAGCGUCUGGCGAAAAUGGUCGUGGCCACCAGCCACAGUGGACAGCCCAUCACCACCGAGGACCUGGGUGUGAGUGGUGCUCUAACUGUGCUAAUGAAAGAUGCAGUCAAGCCAAACCUGAUGCAGACUUUGGAGGGAACCCCUGUGUUUGUGCAUGCCGGUCCUUUCGCCAACAUCGCCCAUGGCAACUCUUCAAUCCUGGCUGAUAAAAUAGCAUUGAAGCUGGUUGGACCCAAUGGCUUUGUAGUGACUGAGGCUGGGUUUGGUGCUGACAUUGGCAUGGAGAAGUUCUUCAACAUCAAGUGCCGCUAUUCAGGUCUGAGGCCUCAUGUGGUGGUGUUGGUGGCUACUGUCCGAGCCCUGAAGAUGCACGGAGGAGGACCAACGGUCACUGCUGGGAUGCCACUGCCUAAAGAAUACAUUGAGGAGAACCUCAAGCUGCUGGAGAAGGGCUGCUGCAACAUGAGGAAGCAGAUAGAGAACGCACACCAGUUUGGCGUGCCUGUGGUGGUGGCUGUCAAUGCUUUCAAGACAGACACUGAGGCUGAGCUGGACCUGGUGUGCAGCAUGGCCAAAGCUGCCGGAGCCUUCGAUGCCGUGCGAUGCUCCCACUGGGCCGAGGGUGGAGCUGGCGCAGUGGCCCUGGGUCAGGCAGUCCACAGGGCCUCUGGGGCCCCCAGCAACUUCAAGUUCCUCUAUGAUUUGGAGCUCCCUAUUGCUGAUAAGAUUCGAAUAAUUGCCCAGAAGAUCUACGGAGCGGAUGAUAUUGAGCUUCUUCCCGAAGCCCAACACAAAGUGGAGCUCUACACGAAACAGGGUUUUGGCAGUCUGCCAAUCUGCAUGGCGAAGACUCACCUUUCGCUCUCUCAUGAAGCCGAUAAGAAGGGUGUGCCCACCGGGUUCAUCCUGCCAAUCAGAGAUGUGCGAGCCAGUGUGGGCGCUGGCUUUUUGUACCCGCUGGUUGGCACGAUGCCCACGAUCCCUGGUCUGCCCACCAGGCCUUGUUUCUAUGAUAUUGACCUGGACCCUGAGACUGAACAGGUCAAUGGGCUUUUCUGAGAAAAGCCAGUGAUGCUACUUUUCUGUCACAAAACAUCAAAUAAAGUCUUCUUGAUGGGAAGUUGUUUUUUUAUUUUAAGAUGGAAGUUCCUUUUAUCUAGCCUAUUCUUGAGUUGA
Messenger RNA from Monopterus albus (swamp eel), 3164 nucleotides. Its product is annotated as C-1-tetrahydrofolate synthase, cytoplasmic-like. The record is from RefSeq and is a predicted model, not a curated record. Gene Ontology annotation, biological process: tetrahydrofolate interconversion. Gene Ontology annotation, cellular component: cytosol. Lineage: Eukaryota; Metazoa; Chordata; Actinopteri; Synbranchiformes; Synbranchidae. The coding region runs from base 243 to 3047 and encodes 934 amino acids. The transcript is spliced from 27 exons. Gene Ontology annotation, molecular function: formate-tetrahydrofolate ligase activity; ATP binding; methylenetetrahydrofolate dehydrogenase (NADP+) activity.